UAUAACUUAUCUAAAGUGGGCAAUUUGUGUUAAUAGCAUUCAACAGUGAAGUUAUUGUGAAUGAUCUUUCAAGCCAUCCAACAUAAAUGUUAAUCUAUGAACACUGUCAAAAGCUCCGUUGGCAAUGCUGUUAGCCAUAUGAUUGGCGUUCUGAGAAAAAUUUCGUCCUCAGUAAAGUUACAUAUAAUUUUAAAUUGAUAAAAUAGAAAUACAUAAGUAACAUCUUAGAAGACCUAAGUAAUACAUCUGAAAACAGCAUUUUAAUAUGUAUCGGUUUAGAUAUUGAACAUAAAGCUGAUGUAAUACCGAUUAUAUUAAUUAGAAAUUAAUUGCUAUAAUUUGGGUGGAGAACGUUUUUUUGUUCAACAUUUUUAUACAUUGACAAUGGCGAGGGCUCCGCAAACAACCAAUUAUGAAACUUUAAUGCAAAGGCUGCGCAUAAGUGAUGGUUCAAAAACUCCAGGAGCUAUAGAAAACUUUAUACAUGAGAACUCGCCACAACAUCAACAAGUAACAGAAGAAUAUAAAAUUUAUGAGCGAAAUAAUAUAAUAGCCGCAUCAAAAUUUGCCACACCGAAAGCAAUAGAACAAUUAGCUAAUAACACUGCAAUCGUAAAUUCUACGUCAAAUACAACAUAUGAGCAACAAAAACAUCAAAACUAUUCCCCAGUUUAUGAAAACUUAGACUUUUAUGGCAAUGUUAGCUCAAAAUUUGAUUCCAUGCACAAACGUGCUCAGCCGCAAAGUCCUGCAAAUGCAACCAAUUCCUCAAAAAGUCAUUAUUUAGUAAUGCAAGCAAGUAAUAGUGGCCGCUAUACGCAUACACCAGUUCCUGAACACGAUGUGGUGCCAAUUUAUGAAAACCUCAUGCCACAAUCUGGGCAACGUGCUCAACCACAAGCUUCACCAGCAACAGCUACAAUAUAUCAACACACCGAUAUUGCACCAAGUGUAGGUAAUAUUUCAAAUACAGUGCCUCAUCAUGCUCGAGGUAAUUCAGGUCUUGAUAUGUCAUCAUUACUUGCAUCGCCUAUACAUCGACGUAGUACAUCAAAUUCAUCGUUAAAAUCAGCUGCAAUACCAACGGCAGUUGGCACAUUACCGUUUCCAGCACAACGUUAUCGGAAUUUAUCAUUGCCCAGCCCAUUGGGAAAUGCAUCACCGUCGUCUCCUUCAAAAUCAGUGUCGAGUGUAGGAUCAAAUGACUACAAACUGUUGCAACAUACACCAAUAAAAAAUUUGCAACAUCCCAUUCCAACAUAUCCUCCCAGUAUUAAUGCGGCUGUAAAUCCAAAUUAUAUUGAAGAUAUUAACAGUUCAGAUUAUGUUUGCAUGACGGCAAAUCUUAAUCGUACACCAACGAAACUUGCAGUAAAUACUGCAACGAUGGCACAACACACAAAUCCACAAAACGAUGCUCCAAAAAAACUGCCAUUAUAUACCUCAAAUUGCCCAAACAAAGAAAUAAACAUGGCAAUAGAAGAUUGCAAUCCUACCGAAAUCAAUGACAGUAGAGCUAUAGAUACAGUCUUACCGCAAACACUUAACAGUUCCAUUGCUGUGGGAAAUAGUGGAAGCAAUGUGCCCACAACAACUUCACCUACUCCAUCUCAGAAUAGUACAGUCCAAGCAAACAUCAAUAGCACAACAACGAGAAGAGGACUCUCGAAGAAUUUAUUGCCAUACAGUGUUACACAGAGAUCGGCUGGGCCGACAGAAGCUCAACGCAAAAUUGAGGAAUUGACACGUCAGCUAGAAGAAGAAAUAGAGCAAAGUGAAGAGCAUGGAGAAUACUUUGGAAUAUGUCACACUUGUGGUGACAAAGUAAAGGGAGCCGGACAGGCAUGCCAGGCAAUGGGAAAUCUAUAUCACACAAAUUGUUUUAUUUGUUGUUCUUGUGGACGUGCACUACGCGGCAAAGCGUUCUACAAUGUCCACGGUCGCGUAUACUGUGAAGAAGAUUAUAUGUACUCUGGUUUUCAGCAAACUGCUGAAAAAUGUGCAAUAUGCGGUCAUCUUAUCAUGGAAAUGAUUUUGCAAGCUAUGGGCAAGUCAUACCAUCCAGGUUGUUUCCGUUGCUGCAUCUGCAAUGAAUGCUUAGAUGGGGUGCCAUUUACAGUAGAUGUGGAUCAUAAAAUUUACUGCGUUAAUGAUUAUCAUCGUAUGUUUGCUCCAAAGUGUGCAAGUUGCGGCAAAGGCAUUACACCAGUCGAAGGUACAGACGAAACUGUGCGUGUUGUUUCCAUGGACAAAGACUUCCAUGUGGACUGUUAUAUAUGUGAAAAAUGCGGUAUGCAAUUAACUGAUGAACCGGACAAACGUUGUUAUCCAUUAGAUGGACGUUUGUUGUGUCGCACAUGUCAUUUACAACGUCUGACUUUGCAAUCUUCACCACAUGCAAGACAUCAGGAGCCUGUCUGUGCCUCUUAUCAGUUUAUGGGCUAAACUUCAAGUGAAGCAUAUUGAAGUCACAAAUCUACUAAGACAAAACUAUGCAAUAUUCCUCAUAUUUUAUAAUAAAAAAAAGUUUUUUAUGUAGUUUAGAAAACGUUAAGUAAUACCUUACUUAAUAACACUUUGACUUUAAAUUUAAUAAUAAUUAAGAUAAUAUUUUACUUUAAAUAAAAGACACACAUUUACAGAUCUUAAUAUUAAAUGUAAUACUUAAAAUUUUAUAAAAUGAAUUAAAUACUCAAUAAAUUUAUAUAAAAUUC
This is a messenger RNA of Teleopsis dalmanni, 2714 nucleotides long. RefSeq names its product LIM domain-containing protein jub (gene jub). Bases 385 to 2445 code for a protein of 686 amino acids. Gene Ontology annotation, cellular component: adherens junction; nucleus; P-body. Gene Ontology annotation, molecular function: transcription corepressor activity. NCBI's taxonomy places the organism in Eukaryota, Metazoa, Arthropoda, Insecta, Diptera, Diopsidae. The record is from RefSeq and is a predicted model, not a curated record. Gene Ontology annotation, biological process: regulation of DNA-templated transcription; negative regulation of hippo signaling; positive regulation of miRNA-mediated gene silencing. The transcript is spliced from 9 exons.